AUUUCUGAUACGAAUCAGGUAUGUUGGAUACUUGUAAAUCUGUAGAUGGAUGUCUGAAAUCAUCGUCAGAUAUUACUGUCAAAUAUCCAUGUGUGUGUGUGUGUGUUGAGAGCAUGGUGCUUUCAUGAGAAUUCAGCAUGCUCAGUAGGUGUGGAAGGUGUUGAAAAUGUCAUUUCGAAACACUUCAUAUUUCAUCUUCAAUCUCGAAUUCACGAUACCAUUUGUAAAGUCUAAACAUAACUUGGAGGUUUUCAGUAAAAUUCUUAUUACAUUAUUUCACGUGUCCCUUCAACUCUAUUUCCAUAUUCACAUAUCAAUCACACUAACAACAAACAUCAUUGAUCAGUGUGACCUAUCAACAAACGUCAAUCACUCGAUUAUUUCUGCAAAUCCUCUCUCAUCACUGGUUGAACGGAUUGAAAUCUAUUUUGAAGAAAUCUUCACUAAUGAAAAUAGUAAAUGGAAAGUGUAAU
Messenger RNA from Schistosoma bovis, 473 nucleotides. The record is from the annotation of a GenBank genome assembly. NCBI's taxonomy places the organism in Eukaryota, Metazoa, Platyhelminthes, Trematoda, Strigeidida, Schistosomatidae.